CUUUGUAGUAACCUAAUUGCUGGUCCGUUGUUUUACUGAAUAUUACAGCAAUUUUCUACGUUUCUUCCUUUAUAAACAGCGGUCUAAGGUCAUAUCCUAGGACAAUGUACCGAAAAUAAUUCCAGGACGUACCCCACGACCAGAGCUUGCAUGAAUCUUGAAGAGUUCAGGAGGUAGUGUGUAAAACGCCGAUUGCCUAGCAACCACACAGUACUGGAGGCAACGUUUGCCCUGUACUUCUUCUUCGAGUAUAUGUGGAAAAGUCAGUUUAAGACAGAGGAUAGGGCUUGGUCAAAACGCCGGUUGCCUAGCACCCACACAGUACUGGAGGAAACGUUUGCCCUGCAUUUGUUCGAGUAUAUGUGGAGAAGUCAGUUUAAGACGGAGGAGGGGCUUGGUCAACUGGUUAACAGUAAAACGAAAGACUACUAUUUCCAAUGGUCUUCUUCUCUCCAUUCUACAACUGUGAAAAUCGAUAAGAUAAUAUCCAGCCUGAAGAAGCAUACUAGGAAACAGGACAUAUGAAUUAUACAAUUCAAAACUUAGACUGAAGCAAGAUAUGUGAAUUAUACAAUUAAAAACUUAGACUGAAGCAAGAUAUGUGAAUUAUACAAUUAAAAACUAAAACUGAACCAUUAUACAAUUCAAAACUUAGACUGAACCAAGACGUGAAUUAUACAAUUCAAAACUUAGACUGAAGCAAGACAUAUUAAUUAUACAAUUAAAAACUUAGACUGAAGCAAAACAUAUUGAUUAUACAAUUAAAAACUUAGACUGAAGCAAGACAUGUGAAUUAUACAAUUCAAAACGUAGACUAAAGCAAGACAUGAAUUAAUACAGUUCAGAACGUAGACUGAAGCAAGACAUUAAUUAUACAGUUGAAAACUUAGACUGAAAAAUCCUCCAUUUGAAAAGCAAUAUGUCAAGCAGUGUUGAUAGAUGUGUGGAACGUGAGAUCUCCUUAGGACAUCAACGUAACUCUAAUGUGGAAAUACCUGAAGGUAGACAUGGUGGUGAGAAACCUUUCCAGUGCGGGAUGUGUUUAAAGUGUGUAUCGUCUAAGUUUAGAAUUAAACAGCAUAUGUUAAUUCAUACUGGUGAAACACCGUUUCUGUGUGAGAUAUGUAAGAAAUGUUUUCGUCAAAGUACUAACUUGAAAGAGCAUAUGUCGGUUCAUACUGGAAUUAGAAAGUUCAAAUGUGAGGUUUGUGCCAAACGUUUCUCUCAUAAGUCCAAAAUACAUAGGCAUAUGUUGCUUCACACAGGUGUUAAGCCUUUCAAAUGUGAGGUAUGUGCAAAAUGUUUCAUAUACAGCUCCAACUUGAAACAGCAUACAUUAACACACACUGGCGCUAAGCCUUUUAAAUGUGAGGUGUGUACAAACUGUUUUGCACGCACUGGUGACUUGAAAAAACAUAUGUUGAUUCACACAGGUGUUAAAUCUUUCAAAUGUGAGGUGUGUGCAAACUGUUUUGCACGCACUGGUGACUUGAAACAGCAUAUGUUGAUUCACACAGGUGUUAGAUCUUUCGAAUGUGAGGUGUGUGCAAAAAGUUUUACACGCAGAGCUGUGUUGAAACGGCAUACGUUGCUUCACACAGGUGUUAGACCUUUCGAAUGUGAUAGGUGUGCAAAAAGUUUUCCACGCACCAGUGACUUGAAACAGCAUAUGUUGCUUCACACAGAUGCUAAAUCUUUGAAAUGUGAGGUGUGUGCAAAAUGUUUUGCAGGCACAGGUGCCUUGAAACGGCAUAUGUUGCUUCACACAGGUGUUAAACCUUUCGAAUGUGAUAGGUGUGGGAAACGUUUUCUACUCCGAGAUGGCUUGAAACAGCAUAUGUUUAUCCACACUCGUGUUAGUCCUUUCAAAUGUGAUGUAUGUGCAAAAUGUUUUAUAAACAUGUCACUCUUGACGGAACAUAAUACAGUGGUUCACAGCGGUGUUAAACCUUUGAAAUGCGAGGUGUGUGCAACAUGUUUUACAAGCACUGCUGACUUAAAACAGCAUAUGUUGCUUCACACAGAUGUUAAAUCUUUCAAAUGUGAGGUGUGUGAAAAAUGUUUUGUACGCAGAGGUGACUUGAAACAGCACAUGCCGGUUCAUACUGGUAUUAAAUCUUUCAAAUGUGAAAUAUGUACAAAACGUUUUGCACGCAGAUCUCAAUUGAAACUGCAUAUGUCGGUUCACAAUGGUGUCGAACCUUUCCAAAUGUAAGGUGUGUGAGAAAUGUUUUGCAUGCAAGUCCUGCUUGAAAGAGCAUGAUAUGUUGGUUCACGCAGCUGAUAAACCUUUCAAGUGUGACGUGUGCACUAAAGGUUACACACGGAGUCGUCAGCUGCAGCACCAUCAGUUGACUCGUACAACUUUGAAAUGCUGAAUGUGCACAUACUGUUUUAAAACAGGCACCGCCAGCUUGAAGCGUCAAAAGUACGUCCAUACAACUAACAAACCUUUGAAUUGCUGAAUGUACACAUAGUCUUUUAAAACAGGCACCGCGAGCUUCAAGUGUCAAAAGUACGUCCAUACAACUAACAAACCUUUGAAUUGCUGAAUGUACACACAGUGUUUUAAAACAGGCACCGCCAGCUUGAAGCGUCAAAAGUACGUCCAUACAACUAACAAACCUUUGAAUUGCUGAAUGUACACACAGUCUUUUAAAACAGGCACCGCCAGCUUGAAGCGUCAAAAGUACGUCCAUACAACUAACAAACCUUUGAAUUGCUGAAUGUACACAGUCUUUUAAAACAGGCACCGCGAGCUUCAAGUGUCAAAAGUACGUCCAUACAACUAACAAACCUUUGAAUUGCUGAAUGUACACACAGUGUUUUAAAACAGGCACCGCCAGCUUGAAGCGUCAAAAGUACGUCCAUACAACUAACAAACCUUUGAAUUGCUGAAUGUACACAGUCUUUUAAAACAGGCACCGCCAGCUUCAAGUGUCAAAAGUACGUCCAUACAACUAACAAACCUUUGAAUUGCUGAAUGUACACACAGUGUUUUAAAACAGGCACCGCCAGCUUCAAGUGUCAAAAGUACGUCCAUACAACUAACAAACCUUUGAAUUGCUGAAUGUACACACAGUGUUUUAAAACAGGCACUGCCAGCUUGAAGCGUCAAAAGUACGUCCAUACAACUAACAAACCUUUGAAUUGCUGAAUGUACACAUAGUCUUUUAAAACAGGCACCGCCAGCUUCAAGUGUCAAAAGUACGUCCAUACAACUAACAAACCUUUGAAUUGCUGAAUGUACACACAGUGUUUUAAAACAGGCACCGCCAGCUUGAAGCGUCAAAAGUACGUCCAUACAACUAACAAACCUCUGAAUUGCUGAAUGUGCACAGUGUUUUAAAACAGGCACCGCCAGCUUGAAGCGUCAAAAGUACGUCCAUACAACUAACAAACCUUUGAAUUGCUGAAUGUACACAUAGUCUUUUAAAACAGGCACCGCCAGCUUCAAGUGUCAAAAGUACGUCCAUACAACUAACAAACCUUUGAAUUGCUGAAUGUACACACAGUGUUUUAAAACAGGCACUGCCAGCUUGAAGCGUCAAAAGUACGUCCAUACAACUAACAAACCUUUGAAUUGCUGAAUGUACACAUAGUCUUUUAAAACAGGCACCGCCAGCUUCAAGUGUCAAAAGUACGUCCAUACAACUAACAAACCUUUGAAUUGCUGAAUGUACACACAGUGUUUUAAAACAGGCACCGCCAGCUUGAAGCGUCAAAAGUACGUCCAUACAACUAACAAACCUCUGAAUUGCUGAAUGUGCACAGUGUUUUAAAACAGGCACCGCCAGCUUGAAGCGUCAAAAGUACGUCCAUACAACUAACAAACCUUUGAAUUGCUGAAUGUACACAUAGUCUUUUAAAACAGGCACCGCCAGCUUCAAGUGUCAAAAGUACGUCCAUACAACUAACAAACCUUUGAAUUGCUGAAUGUACACACAGUGUUUUAAAACAGGCACCGCCAGCUUGAAGCGUCAAAAGUACGUCCAUACAACUAACAAACCUCUGAAUUGCUGAAUGUGCACAGUGUUUUAAAACAGGCACCGCCAGCUUGAAGCGUCAAAAGUACGUCCAUACAACUAACAAACCUCUGAAUUGCUGAAUGUACACACAGUGUUUUAAAACAGGCACCGCCAGCUUGAAGCGUCAAAAGUACGUCCAUACAACUAACAAACCUCUGAAUUGCUGAAUGUGCACAGUGUUUUAAAACAGGCACCGCCAGCUUGAAGCGUCAAAAGUACGUCCAUACAACUAACAAACCUUUGAAUUGCUGAAUGUACACACAGUGUUUUAAAACAGGCACCGCCAGCUUGAAGCGUCAAAAGUACGUCCAUACAACUAACAAACCUUUGAAUUGCUGAAUGUACACACAGUGUUUUAAAACAGGCACCGCCAGCUUGAAGCGUCAAAAGUACGUCCAUACAACUAACAAACCUUUGAAUUGCUGAAUGUACACACAGUGUUUUAAAACAGGCACCGCCAGCUUGAAGCGUCAAAAGUACGUCCAUACAACUAACAAACCUUUGAAUUGCUGAAUGUGCACAGUGUUUUAAAACAGGCACCGCCAGCUUGAAGCGUCAAAAGUACGUCCAUACAACUAACAAACCUCUGAAUUGCUGAAUGUGCACAGUGUUUUAAAACAGGCACCGCCAGCUUGAAGCGUCAAAAGUACGUCCAUACAACUAACAAACCUCUGAAUUGCUGAAUGUGCACAGUGUUUUAAAACAGGCACCGCCAGCUUGAAGCGUCAAAAGUACGUCCAUACAACUAACAAACCUUUGAAUUGCUGAAUGUACACAGUCUUUUAAAACAGGCACCGCGAGCUUCAAGUGUCAAAAGUACGUCCAUACAACUAACAAACCUUUGAAUUGCUGAAUGUACACACAGUGUUUUAAAACAGGCACCGCCAGCUUGAAGCGUCAAAAGUAUGUCCAUACAACUAACAAACCUUUGAAUUGCUGAAUGUGCACAGUGUUUUAAAACAGGCACCGCCAGCUUGAAGCGUCAAAAGUACGUCCAUACAACUAACAAACCUCUGAAUUGCUGAAUGUGCACAGUGUUUUAAAACAGGCACCGCCAGCUUGAAGCGUCAAAAGUACGUCCAUAAAACUAACAAACCUCUGAAUUGCUGAAUGUGCACAGUGUUUUAAAACAGGCACCGCCAGCUUGAAGCGUCAAAAGUACGUCCAUACAACUAACAAACCUCUGAAUUGCUGAAUGUGCACAGUGUUUUAAAACAGGCACCGCCAGCUUGAAGCGUCAAAAGUACGUCCAUACAACUAACAAACCUCUGAAUUGCUGAAUGUGCACAGACUGUUGUAUUAAACUAGUUUGGGAGUGGCAUCUUAUUUAGCAGUAUAAUCGUGAAACUGUCGCCACUACAUGGGCUACUCUUCCGAUUAGCAGCAAGGAAUCUUUUAUUUGCACUUCCCACAGGCAGGAUAGCACAAACCAUGGCCUUUGUU
Gigantopelta aegis is the source of this 5471-nucleotide messenger RNA. RefSeq names its product zinc finger protein 708-like. The transcript has 3 exons. NCBI's taxonomy places the organism in Eukaryota, Metazoa, Mollusca, Gastropoda, Neomphalida, Peltospiridae. The record is from RefSeq and is a predicted model, not a curated record. The coding region runs from base 920 to 2215 and encodes 431 amino acids.